GAAAGUUUUCCAAGAAUGACUCCUUCCGUUUCUGAGAAGAAAGAAAAUAUGAAACGGCUCCACGGAGGCUAUUGUUGCAGACAUGCUGAAAAAUAAGGUUAUUGUUUGUGUGUUCGUAGUGUUUGCCUUCAUCGUUCACGGCAAGUCUGAUGGCACAGAUGAAGUGUCAGUGUCUGUGAUGGAGGGAGAUUCAGUCACUUUAUACACUAAUAUUACAAGAAACAAACAAGACAGAAUUAAAUGGUAUUUUAAUAACAGUCGCAUCACUCACAUUGAUGAAAAUCAUACUAAUAUCUGUACAGAUAUACGUUGUAUAGAUAUAUUCAGAGACAAACUGAAAGUGGACAGUAGCACAGGAGAUCUCACCAUCACAAACAUCAGAAACACAGACUCUGGAGUUUAUCAGCUGAAGUUCGGCAGAAGCAGUGGAAACAUCUUCAGUGUUUCUGUCAGUGGUGUUUCUGCUGCUGAAGGAGAUCAAGUGACUUUCUCCGUGAAGAAGGGAGAAUCUGUCACUUUAGGGACUUCUGUAGGAAAAAACCCAUUUGAUGUGAUGAAGUGGUAUUUUAAUGACAUUCUCAUGGCUGAAAUCACUGGAGAUCAGAGUAAGAUCUGUACAGAUGUUCAGUGUGAUGAGAAAUUCAGAGACAGACUGAAGCUGGAUCAUCAGACUGGAUCUCUGACCAUCAUGGACACCAGAAACACAGACUCUGGAGAAUAUAAAGUAGAGAUCACCAUCAGCAGCAGAUUCAGCAUCAUUAGGAGCUUCAAUGUUACUGUCACUGAUCCAGGUCUGUCUCCAGGUGCUAAAGCAGGAAUUAUUGUUGGUGCAGUUUUUGGUGCUCUUCUGUUGGGUGCUGCCGUUGGUGGUGGGAUUUAUCAUUACUACAAUAUCGAUGUAGACAAGGAGAACAUGCACGGAGUUCCGUAUGAAGUCCUAAAAAAUGAUGGAUAAAAACAUAAUGAUUGCAGAGGAUUCCAGUAUCGAUGUGAAUGUACUACAACAUUAUUCCCAUUGAAGUGAAUUGACAAACCAUAUUUCUACUAUUAUAAGUCUUUUAAAGUCUCAAAUGGCUUGUGUUUUUAUGCUGCAACUUGAUGAAAUCCUUUGCAGGUCACAUGAUAGAGCACUUACCCAUUAUGGAAAUAGUAAAUCAUCCAUUACUGGAAGCAUAGAUAAUAUUAGUAACAUGAUCAUCUAUGGCCCUGUUUCCACCUGGUAUUGGGUUUUGUUCAAUCGGAUCAAAAGUAGACAAGGGAGACACAUUCCCGUUUAGACCCCAUCUCUUUUGUUCACUUUCAACCACUUCUGUCCUGAUUUCAUCGAGGAGAGGGUUUAUGGGUGAGUAAAUAUAAGGGUCUUUCAAUCUAAUGGACAAAAUAAGCUUGUGCAAUUUACAUAUGAACACACAGAAAAACAGAGAGCAUCAGCUUUCGUUUCUGCUCUGAGAGUUGUUAGAAAUCAGGAAUGGAGGGAGAACAUUGUGCUGGGUACAUUUUUAAUCUUCAAACCAAUCUUGAGCUCUCAGCUAACAAAGUUUAAAUCCCGUCUGGCUAGCGCGCUUCCCAUAAUAUUACGCAUUAAGGUUCAGUAGGUGAAGAGUAGACGGUCUUUAAUGGAUGUUCGAACACAUUCAACCACAUGAGCGUCCACACUAUGAAAACAAUCCAGUCAAAUGCGUUUUCAACUACCUCUGGAAGUGGUCGAAAAUGACAAGCUCAAAAUGUUUUAGACGUGUCCACUUGUGAUCCGAUCGACCAAAACGCUUCUUAAUGCCAGGCUGAAACAGGGCCAAAGAGACGGAUUAAAAUACCAGGUGGAAACAGGGUCUAUGUGUCCUAAAUUAUGUGUUUAAAUGAUACGGAACACAUGCUUUGCAAUUAUUAGGAAGAUGAACUCAGUAUUCAACAGUGUAAAAACCAUUAAGACUGACCAGCCAUGAGCUCUCAGCUUAUUAAUCAAUACUUUUAUUGAAGUCACUUUAAUUAUCAGUUAUAAAAUGUAUUUUACUAACACAAUCCCUGUGAAUUGCUACAUUACCCAUAUUAUAUUGAUAUUUUGAUAUAAUGCAUCAUGGGCUUAAUUUUCUCUUAAAAAGCAAGUACAGAGUCUUAUACCUUUGCUUCUGUGUUUACGUCAGAAUAGCGGCUCAUUAUUGGCCGGCUUCUGCAUCAGCAUUACACGUAUUGUGUUGCUCACAUCUACUAAUGUAAUUAAUGACAGAAUUUUCAUUUUUGGGUGAAGCUGACAAAUAAAUAAAUACAUAAAUAUAAUGCGAACAAAUAAA
Messenger RNA from Megalobrama amblycephala (Wuchang bream), 2288 nucleotides. RefSeq names its product carcinoembryonic antigen-related cell adhesion molecule 1-like. The transcript is spliced from 6 exons. Bases 83 to 955 code for a protein of 290 amino acids. NCBI's taxonomy places the organism in Eukaryota, Metazoa, Chordata, Actinopteri, Cypriniformes, Xenocyprididae. The record is from RefSeq and is a predicted model, not a curated record.